Messenger RNA from Rosa chinensis, 1272 nucleotides. RefSeq names its product geranylgeranyl transferase type-2 subunit beta 1. NCBI's taxonomy places the organism in Eukaryota, Viridiplantae, Streptophyta, Magnoliopsida, Rosales, Rosaceae. Gene Ontology annotation, biological process: protein geranylgeranylation. The transcript is spliced from 10 exons. The coding region runs from base 107 to 1072 and encodes 321 amino acids. Gene Ontology annotation, cellular component: Rab-protein geranylgeranyltransferase complex. The record is from RefSeq and is a predicted model, not a curated record. Gene Ontology annotation, molecular function: Rab geranylgeranyltransferase activity.
GAGGUAUACGAUGUCGUUUCUCUGAAACGGAGAGGAAGACUCGAGCAGGGAAGACAAAACAAACUGGUUGCAGUCUCCAUUUCCGAACUCGUCUUCGUCUUUCAAUAUGGCAGAGCUGGCUGCUCGGAAACAUGUUCAAUUCAUUCUAUCGAAAGCAAAGGAAAAGGAUUCUUAUGAAUCAGUUCUGAUGGAGCAUAUAAGAUUGAAUGGGGCAUAUUGGGGUUUGACCACUCUUGAUCUUCUUGGAAAGCUUGAUACUGUCGAUGUCAAUGAAGUUGUUUCAGAGGUCCUCCAGUGCCAGCAUGAAUCAGGUGGUUUUGGUGGUAACAUUGGACAUGACCCACACAUACUUUAUACCUUAAGUGCCGUGCAGGUUUUGGCCUUAUUUGACAAGGUUGAUGUUUUGGAUACCGAAAAGGUUGCAAAUUAUGUAGCCGGGCUGCAAAAUGAAGAUGGCUCUUUUUCAGGGGACAUGUGGGGUGAAGUUGAUACGCGGUUUUCGUAUAUUGCUAUCUGUUGUCUAGCAUUACUACAUCAUUUGGAUAAAAUUAAUGUGGAGAAGGCUGUAUACUACAUAUUAAGUUGUAAAAAUCACGAUGGCGGAUUUGGAUGCACGCCUGGUGGAGAGUCUCAUGCAGGUCAAAUUUUUUGUUGUGUGGGUGCUCUAGCUAUCACGGGGUCUCUACAUUGUAUUGACAAGGACCUUCUUGGAUGGUGGUUAUGUGAGCGGCAAGUGAAAGCAGGAGGUCUUAAUGGUCGUCCUGAGAAGCUUCCUGAUGUGUGCUACUCAUGGUGGGUUCUAUCUAGUUUGAUCAUGAUUGAUAGAGUUCAUUGGAUCAAUAAGGAAAAGCUUGCCAAGUUCAUUUUAGAUUGUCAGGUUUUACACAACCUAUUUGACAUUGAAAAUGGAGGAAUUUCAGACAGACCAGAUGAUGCAUGUGAUGCCUAUCAUACAUACUUUGGUGUAGCAGGGCUUUCCCUCCUUGAGUAUCCAGGGGUGAAACCCAUAGAUCCAGCUUAUGCUUUGCCAGUUGAUGUUGUAAAUAGGAUUAUCUUAGGCAUAAAGGAGUAGAACUCUUGUAAGAACUCUAAUUUGCAUUUCUUGCAAUUGAAGGCCUUUAUCUCUAAUAUAUUUUUAAACUCUUGACAGCUCGAGACAUAGUUAGCACACUCGAGAUAUAGUAAUUCACUUUGGUGCGGGAUUAUGUAAUUUCUGGAUAUCCAACUUGUUUAAAUAGAGAUGAGGAGCCAUUCAGUUAUGAAUUACUGCAA